Messenger RNA from Cephus cinctus (wheat stem sawfly), 3333 nucleotides. RefSeq names its product putative mediator of RNA polymerase II transcription subunit 26. The record is from RefSeq and is a predicted model, not a curated record. Gene Ontology annotation, molecular function: centromeric DNA binding. Gene Ontology annotation, biological process: kinetochore assembly; attachment of mitotic spindle microtubules to kinetochore; spindle attachment to meiosis I kinetochore. Gene Ontology annotation, cellular component: kinetochore. Lineage: Eukaryota; Metazoa; Arthropoda; Insecta; Hymenoptera; Cephidae. The coding region runs from base 350 to 2614 and encodes 754 amino acids. The transcript is spliced from 5 exons.
UUUCCUGCAUUUUAUGUAGGUUUCUCACAUACAUAUUCAUAUCUCAGUGGAGAUAAACGUAUAAGAAAAUUAUAUGUAGAUAUAUAUAUAUAUAUAUAUAUAUAUUUUUACAACUGUUGGACUGUGCGUCGUAAUUAUUACAAUUAUUACCGUUUCAUACUUUGUGCAGAAUUGUUUAUCUUUGCUUUACAAUUUCUAUAAUUUGGUAUAAAUAAGGAUAAAAACGAUACAAUCGAUGGACAUUCAUUGCUCACCGUGUGUACAUACUAGAUAAUGUGUAUAUACGCGUAACUAAGUUUAAAAGACAAUUUCUUGGUAAUUACAGAAAAGUAAACACAAACCUGGAAAAAUGGAAUAUGACGAAACAUUGGGGAAUCCUGCAAAACGAAGGAAACUAUCAGGGGGAUAUAGAAGUUACUCAAGGCUAUCUGUGAAUAAACAAACUAAGUCUGAGUUGCCCAUGCAAAAAAUAUCAUUGCUCCAAUGCAGCAAUAAAAAGGAUAUUAAAAAUAAUAAACGUGUGGAAUUUGAUACAUUUAUACCUCUGCGGCAAGGUAGUUCAACAAAUAUGUUUGAAGAUAACAUAUUGUUACCUAGAAAACCAAUACAAUCACAUUUGCCAAUUAUUAAAGAAAAGAAAGGAAUACAACAUUCUUCAAGUAAAACCAAAAUAGAUACAGAGAAUUUUCUGCCUAUCAUCAAUGAUAGCCAAGAAAAAGGUACCUCUCUACCACAUAAUAAAGAUAAAAAUGCUUUUGAAAAUAAAAAUGCUACUGAUACACUUACUAGUUCCGAAGAAGAAGCCUCAUUUUGGACAAGUAUGGGAAAAUCAGUUUCCAAUAAAGCAAAGUUGUAUUCAGAUAAAAAUGAUGCUUCAACUGAAGAAAGGAUAUUAUCCAGAAAUGUUGAAGUGUUGUCUGAUACAGUAAAAAAGACCAACAUAUUUAUAACAUCAAAUAAGACUGAUGACAUAAUAAUUCCAAAAAUAAGUUUAAAAGAAAAUAAGCUAAACAGAAAAAUAAAACCAUUUCACAAAUCGAAAAUUCCCAAAUUGUUAAGUAAGAAUUUCAUGAACCAAAAGAAAUGUUCUUUAGCGAAGAAUCUCAUGAUACGAGAUCAUAAUCAUAAUAUUCCAAUAAAUUCUGUUGCAGAAAAGAGAGCAGUAGAAAAUUUAUCUAAAACUGAUAUUCCUGUAUCAAAUUUUGGUAUCGCUGCUGCCAAAGCUCAGAAAAAUGCACAAGUUGAAGUACAAUCUAAAAGCAAUGUUUCAAAGGUAUCACAGAAAACAAAGAUAAAUGUUCCCAAUAAACCAAGUACAAAUAAAGUGAGAUUUAUGGAUCCUUUAGUAACAUCCAAUGGAUCAAAAGCACAUAUGACAAGAGAAAUAAAACUUCUGUUAGAUCAGAAUAAAUCGUUUGGAUCUGAUUUCAUAAGUGAUCUUGUAGUAGAGCCUGAAAUAAAUCGACGAACCAGUCUUAGGAUGAGAGAAAGUAACGAAUCGCCUCAAAUUUAUAAUCUUAAAUCUACAAAGGAGGAGAAGAACGUUAAACCAAAAAAACAUAAACAUAAACAAAAUAAAUUCUUAAAUACUGCAACAGCGCAGAAUUCUAAGACAAUAUCACUGAAAAGAAAAAUGCGAAACAAUAUACAGACAACACCAACAUCAAAAUCUACUAAAUUAAGGAAUAAUCAGAAUAAUAACUCUACAGAACACGUAAUGCAACCAAUCACUAAUGUUACUAUUAAUAAACCAAAUAUGUCUAUGGAGAGAAAAAGUAAAUAUACAAAAUCAACAGCUAAUAUAGCUGUAAUAAAAAGUCAAGAGGGAAACGAUUUUUCAGCCGAAGAUGAAAAUAUCGUUGAAAGUCAAUUAGUACCCAAUGAAAAAACUAUUGAAAAAGACCGUUAUACUAAACAGUCGAAAAGUCAAACAGAUCAACUAUUAUCAGAAAAGUCGGAGACAAAUGCGAAUGGCAAUAAUGUACAGAACAUAGAAGAAUCAAAUUCCUUAACACAAAUAAAACACAUUGGAACUGCUGUUUCACUUGAAAGCAAUUAUACAAAAGAAGCAGGAAGAAACGUGUUAAAAGAAUCGAAUAUCGAAAAAGCUAUUAUAAAGAUGAAGCCAAGGGGGCAAUCCUGGUCACCUGGAUUAAAACACGUGAUAUUGGAUUCCGGUGAUAAUACUCCAGCAAUUGGAGUACGAAUGAUGGUCGACAUCCCAUAUAAUGGAAAAUCUGUUCAAUUAGAAUGCUUGGCUGAUUAUGCAUUAAUAUGCUCUAAUUAUAAACCAAUUCCUGGAACAGAGGGUAAUGUGGUUUAUGGAAAUGGAUUACAUACGGCUAUGAACGAUAUAUGUAGUGGUAACAUAGAAAUGAAUCCAAACUCCUCCAAAGGAACACAAACUCCGAAACGUCACCAUUUGAUAUUUUGUGUGAUUAAAGGCACAGUAAUUUUCACUAUCCGUCAUGCAAAAAAAAAAAUUAGCACAGGAGCUCAUUUUUUUGUACCCUGUGGUAUAUCCUAUAACAUUGAAAAUAUUGGAACUGAAAAGGCUGUCCUAAGUUUCUUUAAAAUAACGAGAGGUUGUAUUGCUUUAGAUAGGUCUGCUUGAUAAUAUGAAAAGGUUUUAUAUAGGGUGAGUCACCUAACGUUUGCACCUCAAAUAUCUUUAUUGUUUCUAUAGAUACGUAAAAUAUGGUAAGGACAAAGUUGAAUGAUACAAUAGGGCUGACAUGAUACCAAACAAAAAUUUUGUUUUUAUGUAAUUUUUUAGAGAUAUCAAGGUCGCCUUGACUUUUUUUUAAAUGGAACCACCCUUUUUUAAAUACCUACAGUAAUAGUACCUUUCAUUAGGGAUUCAGCGAUUAUAAUCAUUCCACAUUCAUUCAAGGUCAAGGGCAGAAAAAACGUAUAAAUUUUUGCAAGAAGAUCUGCCAAUUCUGUUACAUGUCCCUUUAUAAAAUCAUUAUGAUAUGUGAUACCAUCAUGACGGUUGUCCCGCUCAUUAUGCACGAGUAGCAAGAGAAACUUUGGAUUCUCGAUUUCCAAACCGAUGGAUUGGACGAGGCGGAACUGUUUCAUGGCCAGCAUGUUCGCCUGAUUUAAAUCCACUGGAUUUCUUUUUAUGGGGUCUACUAAAAGAGACCGUGUACAUGGAUGCUCCACCAACAGUUGAAGAUAUGCGUCAGCGUAUCAUCACAGCAUGUACGAAUAUCACCUCGGAUGUACUUAUUAGAGUUCAACAUUCCUUCAGAGCUCGUUUACAACAAUGUAUCGACGUAGACGGCCAUCAUUUCGAACAUUAUAAAAUACAGGUAUUCUACUUCCAUA